GGAGCUGAGGAGGAGAGCUGGGUGGGGGUGAGAAAACAGAGAGGUAAUUGUAUAUGUAAGAGUGAGGCAACCCUGGCAGAAGCAGGAGGAGAGGGAGGAGGAAGGAAGGCAGAGACGGUGGACGAGAAAGGGAAGAAACGCAGGACGGGGAUGGGAGGAUGAAUCCUUGAUAUGCCAGAGGAGGGAUGUAGUGAGUGUGCACAGGAAAACAGAAAGUUGUGGGAAGUUUGGGAAACAAAGAAGGGGCAGCGAGAAGGGGGCUGGGGCGGCAGAACGAGUCCACAUGUGAGGUGUUUUUAGAGUGGAGGCGGCGGAGGGGGCCAGAGUGUAUCCUCGGUCCCCGGAGCAGCGCUGAACCGGAGCCAGGAAAAGGGGAAGGGCCUCCGUCUCCUCCUUCUCCAGCUGACAAAAACAGCUGCCCAGAGCCCGCUAAAGGACGGAGGGGAAGAAGGAGCCAGAGAAGGGAGCGAGGAGGAGGAGGGAGGGAGGACGGACGCAGAGACGAGACAGAGGAGGAUCGAGACCCCCAGGCCCGGGACACCCUCCACCCAUAUGGGUUGCGUCCUGAGCUCGGACUGGUGCGGCGAGGCAGAGGUGCAGCCGGUGCCGGUGGUCAGGAGCUCGUCCGUGAAGCGUCGGAGCCCGGAGAGGAGCGACAGCGGCAGGAUGAGGCUCACCAAGGCCGGGAAGGGGGAACCUCACGUCUUCAAGGAGAAGACCUUCAAGAAGAAGCGCCAGUGCAGCGUCUGUCGGCAGAACGUCGACAACGUGGGCUCCUUCUGCAGAGUAUGUAAGACGGCCGCCCACAGGAAGUGCGAGGCGAAGGUGACCUCUUCGUGCAUCCCGGCUCCCUCCAACGAUCUGCAGCGUCGAGGGACGGCUCCGUCUCGACACAUCCAGCACCUGGGAUCCACUAAGUCCUUAACCUACACCAAACAGAGGAACACUCUGCCCAGGAGCUUCAGCGUGGACCGCGUGAUGGAGCGCGUGAUGGAGCGCCACUACGACUUCGACCUGACCUACAUCACCGAGAGGAUCAUCUCCGUCUUCUUCCCGCCGAAGCUGGAGGAGCAGCGGUACCGGCUGAACCUGAAGGAGGUGGCCGCCAUGCUCAAGUCCAAGCACCAGGACAAGUUCCUGCUCCUGAAUCUCUCCGAAAGGCGCCACGAUAUCAGCCGGCUCAACCCAAAGGUCCACGACUUCGGCUGGCCCGACCUCCACGCCCCGCCGCUGGACAAGAUCUGCGCCAUCUGCAAGGCCAUGGAGACGUGGCUGACCUCCGACCCCCAACACGUGGUGGUCCUGCACUGCAAGGGCAACAAGGGCAAGACGGGCGUGAUCAUCGCCGCCUACAUGCACUACAGCAAGAUCUCCGCAGGGGCGGACCAGGCUCUCAGCACUCUGGCCAUGAGGAAGUUCUGCGAAGACAAGGUGUCCUCGUCGCUGCAGCCGUCCCAGAACAGAAUGUCUCUGCUGUGCUUCCUUCCAGGUUACUACCCGUUCCUGAAGAUCUACCAGUCCAUGCAGCUGGUCUACACGUCGGGCAUCUACGACCUUCAGGGCACCGGAGGCCGCCGUCUCUGCGUGACCGUCGAACCGGCGCUGCUGCUGAAGGGUGACAUCAUGGUCAAGUGCUACCACCGGCGGGCCCAGACGGCCGACAGAGACACGGUGUUCCGCCUCCAGUUCCACACCUGCACCAUCCACGGAUCGCAGCUGUGGUUCGGCAAAGGGGAGCUGGACGAGGCUUGUGUCGAUGAGCGUUUUCCAUCUGAUGCCACAGUGGAGUUCGUCUUCUCGUCUGGACCAGAGAAAAUCAAAGGCCGUGAAUACCAGAAGAACGAUCCAGCUGUUACAGUCGACUACAACACUGCAGAUCCAGUGGUUCGCUGGGAUUCCUACGAGAACUUCAACCAGCGAUACCAGGACAGUCUGGAGGAUAUCGCCCACACCAGAGGUCCUCUCGACGGCAGCCUCUACGCUCAGAUAAAGAAGCGUCGUGGGCCCGGCUCUGGUUCUCUCACCUCCACCAACGGCAGCAGCCCAGGAGUCGGCCUUUCAGAAGACCGGCCCGACCAUCUUUACCCUCAAGGUUCUGACUCCGCCCUCUCAGCCCACUCCCUCCACCUGAACCAGCCGUCCAUCCAUCCGGACCGCCAGGAGGAGCCCGUCCGCCCACCGCCUCCGACCAGGCAGGAACGGGAGGAGCUCGAGCGUCUUCUCGGCGGCAUCGAGGGCAACAGGGAUGGAGAGCGAGAGACUGCCAUCUUGGACGACGGAGAUUCUUUACCCUCGGAGAGAACCGGGACGCUGAGGCUGAACCGGUCGUGCUCCUGCCGGGACGGUUACCGGUCCCAGCGCUGUGCCGAGCCGGGCUGCGACCGAACCCUCCUCAUGCCCAACGGUUACUGUCUCGAUCGAGCUCCCGGCACAAACGGGCACCACGGGGCGACACCUUCUGCUACCCCCAACCCAGGCGCUCCACCUUCACACAUGGAUCUGUGCCAGCACUACACCCACUCCCACCAGUCGCUGCCGCCUCCAGACCUGGUGUGGGACCGCCAGAGUGGACCACCGCACUACCUGCACCGGUCCUGCUCAGAAGCGCCGUCAUCUCGACACAUCUGCCCGUACCCAACGCCAGACCUCACCCCUCACCCCCACAACCACUCCCACCACCACCCCCUGUCUGCUCCGGGUCGCCUCUGCUGUCGAGAGGACGACUACGCCCCUUACCACCACCCACUCCCACCUCAUGGCCACCACCAUCCCCACCACCCGAAGCCCUCCACCAGCCCGACCUACCACGACAUAAUGCUGAUGGAUGGUCUGCCGCCCGCCGGCUGCCCCUGCAGGGACUGCAGCAUCAGGAGGGAGGACUCGGCGGCCUAUCACAGCAUGAGGUUGGACCGCAACGACAGCUUCCACUGGGACCGGGAGGCGGAGCUUCAGCAAAGGGAGGUGGGGCUCAGGAGACCCAGGGAGGCAGAGGUUCCCAGGGGGUCGGAGCUGCAGUGGGAGAGGGAUCCUGGGCUGAGACGAGGCCGGGAAUUGUCCCUCCACUGGGAGCGAGACAGGGAGGCGGAGCUGCAGUGGGAGAGGGACCGAGAGGCCGAAUACUGGCACCGGAGAGCCACCGUCGCCUCUUACGGUCCACAAGGUCACGACCUCCCGGCCUUCACCUUCGACCCUUUGCCAUCAGGUCACCCGGCUUAUCCGGAGGCGUCCAGAUCUCACGCUCAUUCCCACCUGGAUCUGAAGUACAGCAGCAGCAGUAGCGGCUACCAAACGCCGCGUCAGGUUUGCCCCUGCUCGCCUUACCAGCCCUCGCCGUCUGAAAGCAGGGGAUACGCCUCGGGGUACCAGUCCGAGUCCACGUCACCGCUGCCUCCUGCUUCCUCCAUGACGGGGCCCUGCAGCCACAGCAACGGGCCGCCAGAACACAACCAUCAUCAUCACCACCAUCCAGAAUCACAGCAGUCAUACAGCUCUGACUCACACACUGAUGGCCUUCGCAGCUCUGGAGAGAGCGUUGGGUGGAGGGAUCACAUUACCCACGGCUCCUUCAAGAGGGUCCACAGAGACGGUCACGCUGCCUGUUCCACGCCGUCCGACAUGUCCGGCCCACCCACUCCCGUCCACACCAGCAGCCCACUACGGACACAGGAGAGCCCCAGUCCAGGAGGAAGAGAAUAUGAUAUCCGAACUACAGACAUCAUCAGCGACUACGAGGCCCCGCAGCCCCAGGACGGACACUAUCGCCCAAAUACCGUCGUCCAGGAAUCCUCCGAAAGCCAAAGAAGCAGCACAGAGUCGUCGCUGCAGCCGGUCGCCAAAGAAGCGCACACAGCCACGUCUCUACAAACACAACCGCCCAACCACAAUCCUGCACCGACGGACCCCAGCGCCCCCCAGCAGCAGGACUGUAGCCCCUCUGUAGACUCUGUGACACCAUCGAACCAGAGAUACUGCCAGGCUCCUUCCUCCCCCAUCCACGCUUCAUCUGCCCCAGACACGCUCCCAAAACCCGGACCCCUCAACCUCCAGACCAUCAGUCCUUCAGAAGCGGCUGCCGUCCCACAGUCCCAGCCUCGCAGUCCGACCCAAACAACCGGCUCAGCAGGACCAGCACAGGUCAGUGGAUCUUCUCCAACUAGGGAACCCCACCCAGAAGCCCCCAAAUCUACCACCUCCCACCCAGCAUCUCCUCCUCCGUCAUCAUCCUCACCGCCUGCAUCCAGCAGCAUGGAGGGUUCCCCAGUCUCCGACACCCCAGUUCCAGGCUUCGCCACCCUGGGAAGGAGGUUGAUGCUGAGCGGGUCAGAACCCCACCACCAGGGACCCCCACAUCACCACUACCCAGCCAUGGAGCACAGUGCUGCCAUGGAUGCUAACAAGAGGUACCCCGUUCACGGCCCCCAGAUCCACCCGCCCUCCUACUCCAACUACUCCACCAUCUCCAUCCCCCUUCCUCACCCUCAGCCCCCCCUGCCGGAGAAGCGCCACCUACCAACACCAACAGGCUCACCCGGCGAUGGAUCAAGGCCAGCCGUGGGCCACGUACCUCCCUCCACCACCGGCACCAACCAGCAUCAGCACCACGUCACAUUCUCUCCCACUGUGGGGGAAAUUGCGCCCUCUGCAGGCCAAAGUGAUCCAUCUUUAGACCCUGAACACAGGGUCAGUGUGAAGUUUGUCCAGGACAGUUCAAGGUUCUGGUACAAGCCUGGUAUAUCCAGGGAACAAGCAAUCGCAGCUCUGAAGGAAAGAGAGCCGGGAACCUUCCUGAUCAGGGACAGUAACUCCUUCCAGGGAGCCUAUGGCCUGGCCCUGAAGGUGGCGACACCUCCGCCCAACGUCAACAGCAGCAAGGCGAGCGACCCUCUGGAGCAGCUGGUGAGACAUUUCCUGAUUGAAACCGGCCCUCGAGGAGUCAAGAUCAAAGGGUGCCAGAAUGAGCCCUACUUUGGGAGUCUGUCUGCAUUAGUCUACCAACACUCCAUCACACCAAUCUCUUUGCCCUGCUCUCUUAAAAUCCCAGAAAAAGAUCUGAUCGGGGAGGUGCAGCAGGAGGUCCAACCAGUCAGUAACGUCAGUACAGCUGCUGACCUGCUGAAACAAGGAGCAGCCUGUAACGUCCUCUACCUGAACUCGGUGGAGACAGAGUCUCUGACCGGCCCUCAGGCCAUCGCCAAGGCAACAGAUGCCACGCUGGGUCGUAACCCGCGACCUGCAGCCACCGUGGUCCAGUUCAAGGUGACGUCGCAGGGAAUCACACUGACCGACAGCCAGCGCAGAGUUUUCUUCAGGCGGCAUUACCCGGUCAACAGCGUGACCUUCAGCAGCAUCGACCCAAAGGACCGGAGGUGGACUAACCCCGACAACACAACCGUUAAGGUGUUUGGCUUCGUGGCCAAGAAGCCGGGCAGCUUGGCGGAGAACGUCUGCCACCUAUUCGCCGAGUUGGACCCCGAACAGCCGGCGUCCGCCAUCGUCAACUUCAUCAACAAGGUCAUGCUGUCGCAGCGCCGAUAGACGGAAACUCUGUCCAUCAGUUAGCGAAAGACUUCCUCACUGUUCGGCGUCCACGAUCCCUACUGGUUGUUUUUGUAUUUGUUCGUUUCCAAGCCAUGAUGUAUAGUGUUACAACUCUUCAGAGGAUGAGGAGGCUUUCCAAGAAAACAAACCAUCCGGGGGAGGCUGCUGUCUGGAAGCAACAUCGUCAGCUUUUUGGCGGCAUCACAAAGUCGGCUCACUUUGAACAGAUCACCAUGGUAGCUGAAGCUAAAGUUAACUUAGCACAACCUUGCAUAAUUAAAACCUGAUUUAGGAGAAAUGAUAAAGACAUUACCCAGCAGUGUGCCCACUUUGGGUAUAAAACAGGACUUUUUAGAGGCGGAUGUUUCACCAAAUUAACAUCCAACUAAUGGCAGCUGCAUAUAUUUGCAUUCCAUUGAAUCUAUAGCAAAUUCUACACACAACUCAGAAGAUCUUUCUUCAGGCGUUAGUUUCCUUUUGACUGUUCACGU
Stegastes partitus (bicolor damselfish) is the source of this 6029-nucleotide messenger RNA. It is a transcript of the gene tns2a, whose product is annotated as tensin 2a. NCBI's taxonomy places the organism in Eukaryota, Metazoa, Chordata, Actinopteri, Pomacentridae. Gene Ontology annotation, biological process: peptidyl-tyrosine dephosphorylation. The record is from RefSeq and is a predicted model, not a curated record. Gene Ontology annotation, cellular component: focal adhesion. The coding region runs from base 553 to 5535 and encodes 1660 amino acids. Gene Ontology annotation, molecular function: protein tyrosine phosphatase activity; protein binding. The transcript has 28 exons.